Messenger RNA from Paramormyrops kingsleyae, 2567 nucleotides. The record is from RefSeq and is a predicted model, not a curated record. Lineage: Eukaryota; Metazoa; Chordata; Actinopteri; Osteoglossiformes; Mormyridae.
UGUUCUUAUGUUCUUAUCCCUCUACCCUCAGUUGCUUUGUGAUUAAAGCGUCAGAUAAAUUAAGUUAAAUAUUAAUGCCUGUGGGGGCUGUUUUUGCCUCAUUGUCACCCCUCGUGUCUGACAUCUACAGCCCCAGCGGCGACCGCCUGCGCAGCAAGAUCGAGAUGAUCCGACACCUGGCCGGGACCAUGGACCUGUCGUCCUUUGACUUCAAAUCGGGGCUGUUCGUGGACAGGGUGGCAAAGUGUGUCAAGAAACGGGGGCGUCCGAAAAAGGACCGAUCUCCGUCGACUGGUGGUGGUAAUUCUUCCGAGCGCAGCGUCUCCCCUGAGCGGGGGGGCCGUCAGGACCAUUCCUACACCCCCGAGGCGACCCUUGCCCUCCAGAGAGCUGCCCCUAGGUCUCCCCUGCCGCUGAGCAGGUCCCAGCAGGAGAGCGGUGUCGCCUCGCGCACCCACCGCCCUGCCGGCAUGCUGCCCGUUGGCUUCCGCGUCUGCCCUAUCAAUUGGUCGGAACCCGAUCCCUCACUGGCCCCCCUAAGCCUACCCUCCACCCCUGAGGGAGAUGGCGAGCUGAGUUCCGGGUCGCCGUCGUCCUCCGUGGAGCUCUGUCUAUCCACAGAUGUGCCUGGGAACACAGCUAGCUGCUCCCGAUGCGGUGAUCUGCUCACAGGGGGGGACGGGCCACCACUGCAGCCAGGGACAUGCCAUAAGUGCAGGUCUGAGAAGAAGCCAGUUGAGCGUAGAAACAUCAUCUUCAGGAAGUGGCUGCCCUGCGGUCAGUGUCGUGCUUGCCUGGUCACAGAGGAUUGUGGGAACUGUGCCAGCUGCAAGAACGGGUUUCUCAACCCCGAUUCUCGGAAACCCAUUCGGUGCCGGCACCGGAAGUGCUUGUGCCCCAUUCGCAAGAGUCUGGAGGCCCCUAUGAUGGAUGACUACGCCGGGGCUUCAGCAAGCAGGCAAACAGUCAGUGAGGUGAAUUUCCUCCGUGUCUCAUUUGAUAACUCUCUGCAGUUGGCGAUGCUGCUUGCGGGAUAAAACGGAAAUAUCGCCUAACCGUUUAAAAACUCUCGGCAAGUUUUUGUCAUAGAAAUGUAAAAAGCACCACCAGAAACCUUGAACGGUGUACUUUUCAGAUAUAUCGGUAGAAACUAAAUAUAUUUUUAGAGCUUUGUAAGGGGAAUAAAAACAAGUCCCUGACUCAAGUGUCUGAGUCAUGAAGCAGCGCUAAUAAUGAUCCGAUAAUCCCACGGUUGUUACUAGGUCAAGAAAGAUGCGUGAAAACUCCCAUGUCGUCUUGUUUAUGUCGAGCUUCAACUUUUUAUUUUGUGGUGGGGAAAAGAUACAUCCAUUCAAUUCAUGGAAAACUGCAAAUUCAGAUUAGCUGUAACUUUGUAAAUUACAAAAUCUAAUUUUGAUCACUACUAUAAACACUUUAAAAAGAAGGAAAAUAUAUGCAAACAGUUGGUAACAGGCACUUAUUCUUUUAGUGGAUCUCACUAUCUUUGAGAUUUUCCUGAAAGUAUGAGACUACAAAGCAAUCGUUUUCAGGUUGUUUAGCUUGUGUUUCUCAAAAUACUUGUACAAUAGCUUAAAAUAGUAUGGAUUGGAUUUGCUGGUAAUAAGACAUUUGACAUAAAAUUAACUUUCGUAUUAAAAAUACUUGUAUAAUUGACAUAAAUGAUGGACCUUGCGUGUUCACUCUUCAUUCAAAAAUGGAAGGAGCAAAGUUGCGGUGCAGAAACAGCCGGGGGCACGUUUCUCAAAAUCAUCGUUGCUAUUUGUGUUGGCAACGUGCAUAUUUGGAACCAUGCAACAACGGGUCCAGUUACCCAAGUUGCCGACGGGAGAUUUUGGGAAAUGUGCCCCAGUUCAGCAGUAAAAUAUGAGUAAUAUUUUGUGAAUUAUUAUUAUAUAUACAAAACCCCUUGGAAGUGCAAAGCUUGUGACAUCUGCCUUCAACCAGACAGAAACUGUUUUGAAGUUUGGCAUUCUGAUCAGGACUUAUAAUUGAUCGUUCUAUUAUUCACUUAUUGUUUUGUAUUAUUCCAGUAAUGUGAUCACACUUUUUAUUAAUGAACAUUUACUCCAUGGUGUGUUUUAUAAACGGCAAAAAGGCUUCUGUCUCUUCUUUUCUUACAAUUCACACUGACUUUCCAAACUGAUGGGUGUGGGCGGGGUAGUAACAAUGACAUUGCAGAAUGACGGAACAUUGACAGUAUGUAAACUAUUACAGGUGUUCAUUGUGUAGGCCGCUGACUCUGGGGGGAGGGGGGAGUGAGACUUCAAAGUACUGACACUUUAGUAAUCAAACCAUAUGAAAUUUCUGAAUGCUUUGCUCACCAAGGUGUAGCCAACACCUGUGUUUACAAGCUCCAGAGCUGAGAAGUCUUUUAUAAAGCCAGAAAGGUUUAUAAUCUUUAUAAAGGUUUAACGCAUAGCUGUCAAGUCCCCCGUUUUGGCCGGGAAGCUAGCGUAUUUUACCCCUCUUUCCCGCCGUCCUCCCAUAUUAGUAUUUUCCCGUAAAUCUCCCGUAUUCUAAUAUCAUUUAAAAAAAAUUCCUCUGCC